Pipistrellus kuhlii (Kuhl's pipistrelle) is the source of this 948-nucleotide messenger RNA. Its product is annotated as potassium voltage-gated channel subfamily H member 7-like. Lineage: Eukaryota; Metazoa; Chordata; Mammalia; Chiroptera; Vespertilionidae. The record is from RefSeq and is a predicted model, not a curated record. Bases 55 to 948 code for a protein of 297 amino acids. The transcript has 4 exons.
ACUUUCAUUUGUAAUACACACAUAAUCCCAGUGAAAAAUCAAGAGGGUGUGGCGAUGAUGUUCAUCAUUAAUUUUGAAUAUGUGACAGAUGAGGAAAAUGCUGCUUCCCCAGAAAGGGUAAACCCAAUAUUACCAGUCAAAACUAUCAACCGGAAACUUUUUGGGUUCAAGUUCCCUGGCCUGAGGGUCCUCACUUCCAGAAAGCAGUCCUUGCCGCAAGAAGACCCUGAUGUGGUCGUGAUUGAUUCCUCUAAGCACAGUGAUGAUUCAGUGGCCAUGAAGCACUUUAAGUCUCCUACAAAGGAAAGCUGCAGCCCCUCUGAGGCAGAUGACACAAAAGCCUUGAUACAGCCCAGCAAGUGUUCCCAGUUGGUGAAUAUAUCUGGACCUCUUGACCAUUCCUCUCCCAAAAGGCAGUGGGACCGACUCUACCCUGACAUGCUUCAGUCAAGCUCCAAGCUGACCCAUUCCAGAUCGAAAGAAAGCCUUUGCAGUAUACGGAGGGCUUCUUCAGUCCAUGAUAUAGAAGGGUUCAGUGUCCACCCAAAGGCCAUAUUUAGAGACCGACAUGCCAGUGAAGGGCCUUUUAAUCAUAUCAAGUCAAGCCUCCUGGGAUCCACUUCGGAUUCAAACCUCAACAAAUACAGCACCAUUAACAAGAUUCCACAACUCACUCUGAAUUUUUCAGAUGUCAAAGCUGAAAAAAAGAGUACAUCCCCUCCUUCUUCAGAUAAAACUAUUAUCGCACCCAAGGUUAAAGAUCGAACACACAAUGUGACAGAGAAAGUUACCCAGGGCCCAGCCUAUCCUGCCAACUCAGCAGGUCCAUGGUGCCAGAAGAGGGUGAUGCCUAGGUGGAUCAGAGGUGCCAGCUACCUGCUGCAGGGUCUUUCUAAGCCUGAUGAGAGAGAAAAGAUUUAUACAAAUAGCCAUAAAGAAAUCUGUUAA